This is a messenger RNA of Aureobasidium musti, 597 nucleotides long. Lineage: Eukaryota; Fungi; Ascomycota; Dothideomycetes; Dothideales; Saccotheciaceae. The record is from the annotation of a GenBank genome assembly.
AUGUCGGACCAGCCCAAGCCCCUGCCCUUCGUCUACCAGUUCAUUGCUGGUGCCGUAGCCGGUGUCUCAGAGCUCCAGAGCUCAACCGCUACUGGUGAAGAGGCCUACAACAGCAUGGUCGACUGCUUCCGCAAGAUUGUUCGCAAUGAGGGUUUCUCGAGACUAUACAGAGGUAUUGAGGCUCCCAUUCUCAUGGAAGCUCCCAAGAGAGCAACCAAGUUCGCCGCAAACGACGAGUGGGGCAAGUUCUACCGUAAUCUCUUUGGCGUGCCCAAGAUGACCCAAAGUCUUUCCGUCCUUACUGGCGCUACUGCUGGUGCCACCGAGGCUUUCGUCGUCGUUCCUUUCGAGUUGGUCAAGAUCCGUCUGCAAGACAAGGCACAAUCACACAAGUACAACGGCCUAGUAGACUGUGUGCGCAAGGUCGUUCAGCAAGAGGGUGUUCUUACACUGUACCAAGGAUUGGAGAGCACCAUGUGGAGACACAUCCUGUGGAACGCUGGUUACUUUGGCUGUAUCUUCCAAGUCCGCGAACUGCUUCCCAAGGCCGAGAACAAGAACAUCCGAGCCUCCCAGAGCCUAGCCCCGAAGGCGUAA